Messenger RNA from Triticum aestivum (bread wheat), 1143 nucleotides. RefSeq lists its product as uncharacterized. The transcript is spliced from 5 exons. Lineage: Eukaryota; Viridiplantae; Streptophyta; Magnoliopsida; Poales; Poaceae. Bases 37 to 873 code for a protein of 278 amino acids. Gene Ontology annotation, molecular function: protein binding. The record is from RefSeq and is a predicted model, not a curated record.
AAGGCACACGAGGAGGCGGCUAAAGCUGAGCCGUCCAUGUCCUUCGCUCCUCUUUUUCGUCCCCCUCCUCCACCCGACUCGGCGACAUUUCCCCCUCCGCCCGUUCCUCUCCGGGGUCCGGAGGUCCCCUGGAGCCGGGAGACCCCGAGGAGCCACGCCCCCCUCCCGGCCUCCUCCCCGCUCCGCCUUAUGAUGGACAGAGGUGAUGGACCAAUUGGUAGUCUCCCUGAACAUCUCCUUGUAGAAAUAUUGACUCGGUUACCAACCCACGAGUGGGUCCAAAUAUCAUGUGUCAGCAAGCACUGGGCAAGCAUGUUCCGAGGAGAAUACUUGUGGCAAACCGCUAUUGCAAGGAAAUGGCCAUCCGCUGGUUUCCGGAAACGCUGGCCUGGGCCAAUUCCCAGAGGCUCUGCUAGGAGAAGAUUCCAAGCACUUUAUGUCAGCGAGAACCUUGUACCAUCUGGUGGGGAGAUUGACGAGCUUGUUGGUCACACAUAUCUCUAUUUAAAAGAACAGCUUGAGCGUGUUGCCAUUCCUCCAUCCAGCAUACUUCAUGGCACCAUCAUUGAUCAGUUCAUUGCUUGUGGUAGGACAGGAGAAAAGGCCCAUGAACUUGCUUCAAAUAUAUGGAUUGCAGUCAUUGACAAUUUGGAAGAAAACCAGCAGACAUUCAUGCUCUUAAAACACCUAGCGCAAGAAGGAGAUUUUUUCCUUCCAUUUCCAUAUUCGAGGUCGUAUAAAGUACUGUGGAGGGUGUUUGACAAGCUGUUCACCGACUUCCGUGACUGUUUCAGCGGGGGAGAUUACCAUGAGGCGCUAGCGGGUGCCAAGUCUAGGUUUCAGCCAGUACCUUCUUCAUGGCUUGGACAUUAGCACACAGCUGUUGUUCUUAUUGUGAGUUGUACAAUAUCUUAGAUGUAGCUGCUAUACUUCCCCGAGUGAAAAAGUGGAUGCCAAAGAAUGGCAAUUCCACUGGGAUGACAUUUAUAUGUUUGGUGACUUGACCGACAAUUUCAAGAACGCCAAAAUAUAUGCGAUUGUUUGAUUGCAAAAAGUGUAUCUGCGUUCUUGAAAGUUCUUUGAGAAACAUCGGUUGGAUUCAGCAUAAUAUACCCAGUAGGAGCUAGUUUGGUGAUUGGUUCA